UUCGUUAGUACCAUUUACACCUUCAUCUUCAAUCUUCUUUUAUUCUCUUCAUCUUCCAAAUAUUAUCCAAUUGUUGAAACCAACUCAACAUGGAUAAUGAAAUAAUCAAAGAAGAAAUUCAUGUGCUAAUGGUCACAUUUGCAUCUCAAGGUCACAUAAACCCUAUGCUUAGACUCGGCGAAAAAUUGAUCACUAAAGGUCUUCAUGUCACUCUAGCAAUCAACGAAAUGGCUCGUCCUCGCAUCCUCAAGUCCGCUAUUAAUGGCGCCUCUACCACGACCUCCACCUCCAUCGCCGGAGUCAAAAUUAUCUUCUACUCCGAUGGUCUAAGUCUCGACUACGACCGUAAGGCUAAUUUAGAUCAUUUCUUGGAAGCGAUAGGUAAAUUUGGACCGAUUAAUAUCUCGAAUAUUAUCAAAGAACACUAUCCGAAAUGUGAUAAUAAUAAGAAACUUUCUUGUAUUAUAAACAACCCUUUUGUUCCUUGGGUGGUUGAUGUUGCUAUUGAGCAUGAAAUUCCUUGUGCUAUGCUUUGGAUACAACCAUGUUCUCUUUAUUCCAUUUACUAUCAUUUCUAUAAUAAACUUAACCCGUUUCCUACCUUAACAAACCCUAAUAUGAGCGUUGAAUUGCCCGGGUUGCCAUCAUUGCUUACACAAGACUUGCCUUCUUUUGUUCUUCCUACAAAUUCAUUUGGUAGUUUGUGUAGGCUUCUCUCUACUAUGUUCUUGAACUCUAAGAAUGAGUAUGCAUGGGUUCUUGGAAACUCAUUCUUUGAGCUUGAGAAAGAUGUGAUCAACUCCAUGGAUGAUCUUUAUCCUAUUCGCCCCGUUGGUCCUCUUGUUCCUCCAUCGCUACUCGGAGAAGAUCAAGAUCGGAAUCAAGAGAUCGAAGUGUUGGAUAUGUGGAAAGCUGAAGAUUCUUGCAUUGAAUGGCUAAACAAACAAGAAUCGGCAUCCGUUAUAUAUGUAUCUUUCGGAAGUAUAGCGAUAUUUUCGUCGAAACAAAUGGAUAGCAUAUCAAAAGCUUUAAAAAAUGUUAAUCGUCCAUUUCUUUGGGUCGUAAAGCCAUCGGAGGUACCAUCACCGAAUGGUAAUAACCAAUUGCCAUUAGGGUUUUUGGAAGAGACUAAAGAUUUAGGGCUUAUUGUGCCAUGGUCACCACAAACAAAGGUUUUAUCUCACCCGUCUACUGCUUGUUUUAUAACACAUUGUGGGUGGAACUCUAUGCUCGAAACGAUAGCUGCAGGCGUUCCGGUGAUUGCAUACCCCCAGUGGACCGACCAGCCGACGAAUGCAAAACUUAUUGUUGAUGUUUUUCGUAUAGGUCUAAGGCUUAGACCGAAUCAAGAUGGACAUGUUAGUAAUGAUGAAAUUGAAAAUUGUAUUGGAGAAAUUAUGAACGGACCAAAUUCCAAAGUACUCAGGUCUAAUGCGAAAGGAUUGAAGCAAGCUGCGAGAGAGGCGGCCGGCAACGGUGGCUCUUCAGACCGGAAUAUUCAGUUGUUCGUUGAUGAAAUUAUUGAGAGAAAGAUUUAAGAAUCAAUUUGCUGUCUGAAUUUACAAGCUAUGUACAAUUAACACUUAAAUUAUAUAUUUUUUAUCAAUUGGCUUUUUAAA
This is a messenger RNA of Mercurialis annua (annual mercury), 1619 nucleotides long. Its product is annotated as UDP-glycosyltransferase 84B2-like. The transcript has a single exon. Lineage: Eukaryota; Viridiplantae; Streptophyta; Magnoliopsida; Malpighiales; Euphorbiaceae. Gene Ontology annotation, molecular function: UDP-glycosyltransferase activity. The coding region runs from base 90 to 1538 and encodes 482 amino acids. The record is from RefSeq and is a predicted model, not a curated record.